Messenger RNA from Ectocarpus sp. CCAP 1310/34, 338 nucleotides. Lineage: Eukaryota; Phaeophyceae; Ectocarpales; Ectocarpaceae. The record is from the annotation of a GenBank genome assembly.
AUGCCUUUCAAGCGCUACAAGCGGCAGGAACUCAUCCCAGACUUCGCCGCCGUCACCGCGCCAAUGGUUGACCUUACGAAGAAAGACGUAGUGAAGUCGGUAGCGACACGCUGGGGUCCGAAACAUGAUGAAGAACUUGCCGAAGUGAAACGAUUACUCACCAACCUCCUUUUUUGCUUUUUCCGGACUUCUCUAAAGAGUUAGUGAUCCACGUAGACGCAUCUGAAGUGGGAGCAGGAGCAUUCCUGGCACAACAGAAUGGCGAUGACGUGAAUUUAGUAGCAUACUUUAGCCAGCGAUUGCGAUUCAACAAAAGCCAGCAACACUACUCUGCCACC